Messenger RNA from Echinostoma caproni, 216 nucleotides. The record is from the annotation of a GenBank genome assembly. Lineage: Eukaryota; Metazoa; Platyhelminthes; Trematoda; Plagiorchiida; Echinostomatidae.
AUGUCCAACGCAAGUGUCGCGCUCAACAUUGUGGCCGAAAGUGCCGGGGUACCAACCACCUUGCAAUUGCACGACAUGUUGAAUGCAGAACGGCCAGACUGGAAUACCGUCAUGUCUUAUGUGACCUCCAUUUAUCGACACUUCGAGGUUGAGCCCACAUCCGAACACACACAAACUGCGAACCUGACACAUGCCGUCCCCGGAACAGUGGAAUAA